This is a messenger RNA of Lachancea dasiensis, 894 nucleotides long. Lineage: Eukaryota; Fungi; Ascomycota; Saccharomycetes; Saccharomycetales; Saccharomycetaceae. The record is from the annotation of a GenBank genome assembly.
AUGCAGCGUCAAAAUUGGCUUAAAGCGGUUGCAGCUUCAACUGUGUUUGGAUCUGUACUUGUUAAUGGCUUGUCGUCCGACAACGUUGAUGCAACUACCACGUAUACUUCCACUGUUGUGAUCUACACAACAAAAUUAAGUUCCGACGAAGCAGCAUCCAGUAUAAGCGCUCAAUCUGCGUCGGCAGCAAGUGCAGCAUCUGUCAGUUCAGUAGAGCUAGCUAGAUCACUGUCUUCUGCGUCCGCUGCAUCCUUUUCUUCCGAGGAGGCCUUACUUUCCUCGGAAUCCGCUGCAAGUGCAGCCAGUGUAGCCAGUGCCACCAGCGUAGCGAGUGUUUUAUCAACGGCCUCCGUGCAUGCUGCCUACCUGGCUUCCAUUUCCCAGAGAGAGGCAUCUCAAGCCUCCGCAUCUCAAGCCUCCGCGUCUCAAGCCUCCGCGUCCGAGGCUUCUGCGUCUAUCGCGUCGGCGGUAUCAGCUCAAGCGUCUAUUUCAGAUGCCUAUAAUUCCUCCAACGCUUCUCAAGCUUCUAUCUCUCCAAUGUAUCCAUCGGACCGGGCUGAUUCUCAGAUGUCAUCUUCUUCAGUGUCUUCUUUGACUACCAUUAAGUCAUCGACUACCAAAGUUCCGGCUCUUGAAAAACAGCUCAAGACUCAAUCAGCCAUGAAUGGUUCGGAACCAAUAUCGACAGCUGCGACAAACAGUACUUCUUCCCGAAUUACUUCAUCUUCGGCUUUUCUGUCGACUGGCAAUUCUUUAACGGUUAGCUCGUCUUCAGCCUCGGUUUCUCACUCUAUGUCAUCUACAACCGCUAGCAGUGAAGGUGCUGGCAUCUCGCUGGGCACUAAUGGCUUACUCUUGGGAGUUGCUGGUGGAAUAAUUAUGGGACUAAUCUGA